Molecule: messenger RNA, 3057 nt
Organism: Geodia barretti
Lineage: Eukaryota; Metazoa; Porifera; Demospongiae; Tetractinellida; Geodiidae
Source: the annotation of a GenBank genome assembly
AUGCCGCAGGAAGUCAUCUUCAUCAAGGGUGCUCGUGAGCACAACCUUAAGAACGUAGACGUCACGAUCCCCCGGGACCGGCUGGUGGUGAUUACCGGCGUUUCCGGUUCCGGCAAAAGCAGCCUGGCUUUCGACACCAUCUACGCCGAGGGCCAACGCCGCUACGUGGAGUCCCUGUCCGCCUACGCCCGUCAGUUCCUGGGCCGCAUGGACAAGCCCGAUGUCGAUUACAUCGAGGGACUAUCGCCGGCCAUUUCCAUCGACCAGAAGGGCGUCUCGCACAACCCCCGAUCGACGGUGGGCACCGUUACGGAGAUCUACGACUACCUGCGUCUCCUGUUCGCCCGAAUUGGCAAACCGCACUGUCCCAAGUGCGGCAACCCGGUGGCCCGCCAAACGGUCCAGCAGAUCGUCGAUGCCAUCCUGGGGCUGCCUGAAUCAUCCCGCAUCACGCUGCUGGCUCCGAAGAUACGGCGCAAAAAGGGCGAGCACCGGGAAGUUUUCGAGGCCGCACGCCGGGGCGGGUUCGUCCGCGUCCGCGUCAACGGCGAGGUGAUGCUGGUGGAGGACACCGACAGCCUGGCGUUGGACAAGCAGAAGUGGCAUUACAUCGACAUCGUGGUCGACCGGCUCAUCAUCCGGGGCGACACCGAACCCAACCGCGUCACCGAAUCGGUGGAAACCGCGCUGCGGGAGGGCGAAGGCGUCCUCACGGUUGGCCGGGAAGGCGAGGACGACCAGGUAUUCAGCGAGCAGUUCGCCUGCGUCGCCUGCGGCAUCAGCCUGCCCGAAAUCGAACCUCGCACUUUCAGCUUCAACAGUCCCCAUGGCGCGUGCUCGACGUGCACCGGCCUCGGCUACCAGCUGGAGGUUGAUCCGUCACUGGUGAUACAGAACCGGUCCCUUUCCCUGCUGGAGGGGGCCAUCGUGCCGUGGGCGCGCUCGGGAGCGGCCAACGCCUGGUACGCCAGCAUGAUGGAGGCGGUGGCAACCGAGAACGACUUCUCUCCCCGCGUUCCGGUGCGGGAACUGACCGACGAGCAGGUCAACAUCGUGCUGUACGGCGCCGGCAAGCAGCAGGUCAAGGUCCGUCACCGGACGGGCCGGGGCCGCACCUACACCUGGAACACCGCCUACGAAGGGGUGAUCCCCAACCUGCAACGCCGCUAUCGGGACACCGAGUCGGACCACACCCGCGGCGAGAUCGAACGGUACAUGGCCCAACGGGCUUGCCGUUCCUGCGAGGGCGCGCGCCUGCGUCCGGAGGCGCUGGGCGUGCUGGUUUGCGGUCGCAACAUCAUGGAGGUCACCGGCCUCACCAUCGGCGAAGGGCUGCAUUGGGUCCGGGGCAUCAAGCCCGGCGACACCGUUUCCGCCAACGGCUCGAGCAACGGAUACGACGGCAGCAACGGGCGCGAUGGCGGGAACGGGCAUCUCCCGGAACAGACGCUGGAAAUCGCCGACGCGGACCCCGCGGCCAACGGGUCCAAGUCCAAGGCCCGCCGAUCUCGCAAGAAUGGGCGACGCGAGGUUGCCGAUGUCGCGGCCACGCUCACCGCACGGGAGAUGGUGAUUGCCGACCAGAUACUGAAGGAGAUUGACGGCCGCCUGCAUUUCCUGGAUAGCAUCGGCCUCGACUACGUGACCAUGAGCCGUACCGCGCGCACCCUCUCCGGCGGAGAAGCCCAGCGUGUCAGGCUGGCCACCCAGAUCGGCAGCGGCCUGACCGGCGUGCUGUACGUGUGCGACGAGCCUACGGUGGGGUUGCAUCCUCAUGACGACCACCGGCUCAUCGGAACCUUGACCCGGCUGCGGGACAUGGGCAACACCGUCAUCGUGGUGGAACACGACGACGCGAUGAUGCGGGCCGCCGACCACAUCGUUGACCUCGGGCCCGGGGCGGGUGAGCACGGCGGCAAAAUUGUGGCCACCGGCAACGUUGCCGAGGUCAUGGCCAACGAAGCGUCGCUCACCGGCGCGUAUCUCAGCGGCCGCAAGCGCAUCCCCGUCCCAGAGGAACGUCGGCCGGGCAACGGAAAAUCCAUCGCCGUCACUGGGGCACGCGAGAACAACCUCCAGGGUAUCGACGUGGAGUUCCCGCUGGGGUUGUUGGGCUGCGUCACCGGCGUGUCCGGCAGCGGCAAGAGCACCCUGGUGUACGACAUCCUCUACAAGCGGCUGGCCCAGGCCGUAGCCCAGGGUCGUGACCGGCCCGGCGACCACGACGAGAUCACCGGCAUCGAGCACAUCGACAAGGUGGUGAACAUCGACCAGUCACCCAUCGGGCGCACCCCUCGCAGCAACCCGGCGACCUAUACCGGCGCUUUCACGCCCAUCCGGGAACUGUUUGCCACGCUGCCCGAGGCCCGCAUCCGGGGCUACAAGCCCGGUCGUUUUUCUUUCAACGUGAAGGGCGGUCGUUGCGAGGCGUGCCAGGGCGAAGGGUACAUUCAGAUCGAAAUGCAGUUCCUGCCGGAUGUCACCGUGCCCUGCGAGAUCUGCCAGGGGCGCCGCUACAACCGCGAGGCUCUGGAGGUGACGCUGCGCGACCAGUCCAUCGCCGACGUGCUGGCGAUGACGGUGGAGACCGCACUGGACUUCUUCUGGAACUACUCCCGGAUCCGCAGCAAGCUGGAAACGCUGCGGGACGUGGGGUUGGGAUACAUUCGCCUGGGGCAGCCGGCCACGACCCUGUCCGGAGGGGAAGCGCAGCGGGUCAAGCUGUCUACGGAGCUGUCCCGUCGCGCCACCGGGCGCACCCUGUAUCUCUUGGACGAACCGACCACCGGCCUCUCCUUUGAGGACUGCGCCGCCCUGCUGCGCGUCCUGCACCGCCUGGUCGACCACGGCAAUUCGGUGUUGCUCAUCGAGCACAACCUGGACCUCAUCAAGAAUGCCGACUGGAUCAUUGACCUCGGCCCCGGCGCGGGUAACCGGGGCGGCAACCUGCUGGCCUUCGGGACACCGGAGACGCUGGCGCAGGUCGAGGAAAGCCACACCGGUCGUUACCUGAGGAACGCGCUGGGAGUUGAGGCGCAGGUCGGCGUGGCGGAUUAG